Dicentrarchus labrax (European seabass) is the source of this 6890-nucleotide messenger RNA. RefSeq names its product protocadherin-15-like. The record is from RefSeq and is a predicted model, not a curated record. Bases 543 to 6890 code for a protein of 2115 amino acids. The transcript is spliced from 40 exons. Lineage: Eukaryota; Metazoa; Chordata; Actinopteri; Moronidae. Gene Ontology annotation, cellular component: plasma membrane; stereocilium. Gene Ontology annotation, biological process: sensory perception of sound; inner ear development; homophilic cell-cell adhesion. Gene Ontology annotation, molecular function: calcium ion binding.
CUUUCUCUCUCUCCUUUCUCCCUCUCUCUCUCUCCCUCUCUCUCUCUCUGGUUGAGAAAGCAAGGGGGGAUACUAGAGGAGAUAUACUGUUACCCUGUCUCUCUCCUACAGAGCUCGUAGUUACCUUCUAAGUCCCACACUGGAGACUUCAACUAAAAGAGGACUAGAGGAGAGGGAGACUAUUUUUUCACAGCACAAGGGCCACAACAGUCUUAUCUCUUUUUGGGUGUGUGUGUGUGUGUGUGUGUGUGUGUGUGUGUGUGUGUGACUUGAAAAACAAACAACUCAUUUUUGUUCUCGUCUUGAAGGCGCGGACGGCGGUAUUUCUUUCACUCCACUCCCCCACCCACCCUCCCCCAAGAAAAAGUGGGGUCGGUCUUUAGCCAGGCGGGUGGAUGAGUUGUGUGGAUGUUAUUUCCUGGAUAUUGUCUUCGGGCUGUGUCUUACCGCGGCCCAGAGACGGCAACAGUGUGUGGAAAAGUACAUUUGUGUGUUAAACAUAUGGCUUCAACGAGGAUAACACGCUGGAUGCUUGGUGAAGCAUGGUGGUGAAGAUGGUUAGAACGCACUUAAUGGGGCCACUGUCAUGGGGCCGGGUCAAAUGGCCGAGCAUAAUGGGAACAGGAGUCCUUUAUCUGCUGCUGCUAUCAACCUGUCUCGGCCAAGACACAGAAGAUUGGCAAUAUGAGGAAUGUAAACUGUCUCGGUCGGGUCCUCCUGCUACCAUUGUUGCCAUAGAUGAAGAAAGCCCCAACGGAACGUUAUUGGUGGAGAACAUGCAGAUAAAUGGCGUGGCUGAGGGUCCAGAUCGUACCAUCUCUCUGUCUCUAAGGGAUAACUACGACCAUUGGGUGAUCCUUGACCCUUCCAAACAAGCCCUUUACCUCAACAGCACUGGACGGGUUCUGGAUAGAGAUCCCCCCUCAUAUAUUCAGUCCAUUGUGGUUCAGGUUCAGUGUACCAAUGAGCUGGUAGGCACUGUGAUUUUACAUGAAGUGCGCAUCGUUGUUCGAGACCGCAACGACAACGCACCUAGUUUCCAACAGCCAAGAUACUAUGUCGCCGUCAGUGAGCUGACACCAGUAGGAACCACUAUUUUCUCUGGUUUCUGGGGGAACAAUGGUGCAACAGACAUUGAUGACGGUCCCAACGGACAGAUAGAGUACACCAUCCAGUACAACCCCAAAGACCCGACAACAAACAGAACCUUUGACAUCCCACUGACACUGUUUGGCUCCGUAGUUCUCAGAGAAAGACUCAACUAUGAGGAGAUAACACGGUACCUGGUCAUCAUACAGGCAAAUGAUCGAGCCCCCUAUCCGAGUGAGCGCCGUACAGCUACCACCACUCUAACAGUGGAUGUACUGGAUGGUGACGACUUGGGUCCCAUGUUUCUACCUUGUACACUUGUGGGAAACACCCGCGACUGUAGUCCCAUCACGUAUAGGGCUAAUGUGCUGGAGCUGACCGAGCCGAAUAAGGUGAGCCCCCUCAAUGUGACUCCACCCAUUCAAGCUGUGGACCAAGACAGAAACAUACAGCCUCCCUCUGACAGGCCAGGGAUUCUAUACAGCAUCCUCGUUGGCAAACCGGAGUCCUAUGCAGAAUAUUUCAGCUUGAACAGAACCACAGCAGAGCUCCUGCUACUAAAGCCCAUCGAUAGAGAACUCCACCGCAGAUUUGAUCUGGUUAUCAAGGCAGAGCAGGACAAUGGCCACCCCUUGCCAGCUUUUGCCAACCUCCAAAUCGAAGUUCUGGAUGAAAACAACCAGGCACCCUACUUCCUGGAGACCAGUUACCAUGGCUACAUCAGUGAGGCAUCACCAGUGGGAACCACCAUAGCGACCAAUGCCAGCCUGUCUGCACCGCUGGUCAUUGUAGCUCUGGAUAACGAUGUGGAGGAGACCAGGGAUCCUCAGCUCCAGUUAUCAUUGGACAGCUAUUAUCAUGUUUUCUCUGCAUCUGCUACUGGGAUCAGAAGAUAUCUCACCCUGGUGCAACCACUGGACAGGGAGACACAGGACUCCUAUACAUUCACGCUUGUAGCAUCUGAUGGCGUCCAGCAGAGCGUUCCGGUUACCGUGAAAAUAACGGUGCUGGAUGCCAACGACAACACUCCCACUUUUACUAAUGUCUCUUAUAAUGUCAACCUAUUUACUGAUAUGAUGCCUGGAGAAACUGUGUUACAGCUGUCAGCAGUAGACUCAGAUGCAGGUCCCAACGGUCAAGUCACCUAUCGGAUCUUAGCUGGUGACCAGGGACAUUUUCUCAUUGGCAACAGCACUGGGGUGAUUACUGUGGCACCAGGUGUUGAGCUCACUGUUGGGCGGAGCUACGCUUUGACUGUAGAAGCCAUGGACAAUGGGCCUGUACCUCAAAGAAGGUCGUCCAUUACUACGGUAUAUAUCGAAGUUUUGCCUCCAAACAACCAGAGCCCUCCCCGUUUCCCCCGGCAGCAAUACAGCCUAGAGAUCAGUGAAGCUAUGAGGACGGGAGCUACUCUGCUCAAUCUGCAGGCAGUGGAUCGGGAGAGGGACCCCAUCACGUACGAAAUCCAUAGUGGUGACCGCCAUGGACAUUUUGUGCUACAGCAGAAUUCAGGGUAUUUGGUUCUGGACAAGCCUCUGGACAGGGAGUCUCUGGAUUAUUAUACCCUGGUGGUCACAGCCUCAGACGGACACCCAGAUGGGACCUCCACAGCAACGGUGAACAUUGUGGUGACAGAUGUUAAUGACAAUGACCCGCUGUUCGAUUCUUCACUGCCAGUGAACCUCACUGUCAUCGAGGAGCAGAAUCACGCCUACGUUGGACAGGUCAAGGCUAUAGACCCAGAUCUGGGGGCAAAUGGUCAGGUCCAUUAUCGUCUCGUCAACCACCAGAAGUCGUUUUCCAUCAAUGCCACCGGUGCGAUCAGAACUGCGGUGCCACUGGACAGAGAGGUGAAAGGCCACUACUUUCUGAUCGUUGAAGCCUGGGAUGGAGCGGUGGACCCUCGGCGAUCCAGAUUAACACUGUCUGUUACCGUUCUGGAUGUAGACGACAACAGCCCGAUAUUCACCCAACAGACUUACAAUGUCAGCCUACCAGAGAACAGCCCCAAAGAUACAGUCAUUUUACAGUUAAAGGCGAUAGACGCUGACCUCGGCUCCAACCUCACAUAUCGAAUCAGAACUGACGGCUCGGACCAGGAAAUCACUCAGCUAUUCCACAUCGACCCAGUGACCGGAGAGCUGUCUGUUCUCAAAGUUCUGGACUACGAGGCUCUGACUGACUCCGAACCAACAUACACAUUCACUGUAGAGGCCAUGGACACCGAGGGAACCAUGCCUCCUGGACUAACCUCUGUUACUGUCAGAAUCACGGACAUGAAUGACUUUUCUCCAGUAUUCAGCCAGUCAGUGUACCGAGGCAUGGUUGCCCCUAAUGCUGUCAAGGGAACAAUCGUAACCACAGUGAUGGCCAAUGACUCUGACCCUGCGGGUACCCCAGCAGGUCUGGUGCGCUAUAAAGUAAACCUGGAGGCUUAUCCAUACUCUGCCAAAAUAUUCGAUGUAGAUGGAAAGACGGGAAAUGUGGUAACCAGAGUAAACCUCAAUGAAGAGCCCAACCUCAAGUUCAGUCUGGUGGUGGUGGCCUAUGAUGAUGGUGAACCUGCAAAGGAGAACACAACUCUAGUAGAGAUCACAGUCCUUCAGCCGUCUGUCAUUCCUGUGUUCACUCAGGAAGAAUACAGGUUUCCACCAGUGAGCGAGGAGGCUGCUGUUGGAACCCAAGUGGGAGUCAUCAUGGCAGCUGCUGUCAAUCAAACUAUCAUCUACUCUAUCACUGAAGGCAACGAGGGAGGUACGUUUGCAUUAAACGUAACGACAGGAGUGAUUUCGACAGCCAAGCCCCUGGACUAUGAGGCCAAUUCCAGCUACGUUCUGAAGGUAGAAGCGGACUCCAUGAGAGUGGGGUCCUCAAACUUCCGAGCUCCCUCUAAGACUAACACAGCUAAGGUGAUAAUUGACAUCCUGGAUGAGAACGACCACCCGCCAGUUUUCAGCAGAUCUCUUUACAUCGGAGGGGUUGCAGAAGAUGCAAAAACUUUCACCUCCGUCUUGCAAGUACAGGCCCUGGACAAAGACACUGGUAACUACAGCUCUAUGAUGUACCGGCUGAUCAUUCCCCCUCCUGCUGGUAAAGAUACUAAAGAUAGCAAAGAUGGCUUCGUCAUCGAACCGUACAGCGGCGUGGUGAAGACGGCAAUCAUGUACCGCAACAUGAGGAGGUCAUAUUUUAAGUUUGAGGUGGUUGCCACAGACAACUAUGGUCAAGGACACAGCAGCAAGGCGGAGAUAGUGGUGUCAGUUGUGAACCAGCUGGACAUGCAGGUGGUCGUAUCAAAUGUCCCCCCAACUUAUGUGGAGAAAAACAAAGACAAGCUGCUCAGCAUUUUGGAGCGCUAUGUCCAAGAACAGAUACCAGGUGCAAAGGUUGUCGUGGAAACCAUCGGGCCCAAUCGCCAUGGCGAUGGAAUGGAGCAGGAAGACUACACCAAGUCGGACCUGAUGAUUUAUGCUAUCGACCCGCUGACAAAUAGAGCUGUAUCUAGACAGGAACUCUACAAGUUCCUUGAUGGUAAACUCUUGGACAUAAAUAAAGAGUUCCAGCCCUUCCUCCCUCCUGGUGGACGGAUUCUGGAGAUCCGAACCCCUGAAGUCGUUACCAGCGUAAAGAAAGCAGUGCAGACUGUAGGCUACACAGAGGGGGCACUGUUGGCUCUGGCAGUUAUCAUCAUUAUCUGCUGUGUCCCCGCCAUACUAAUCGUCAUUAUCACCUACAGACAAUUCAAAGAACGCCAGGCAGAGUGUGCCAAAACAGCCCGAAUCCAGAUGGCACUGCCAACAGGCAAACCUGGGGGAGGCACUGCCAACAACCUGUAUGAGGAGCUGGGCGACAACGCCAUGCGUGGAUAUGGACAACAUGAGACACAACAACUUCUCCGACCUUCUCUGCUCAGACCAGAGGAGUUAUCAAUGGAAUCUGGCAUUGACCCCGGCCAGGAUUACUACACUCAAGAUUAUUACAACUAUGAUCAUGGGUAUGACCUUCCUCAGUACGGCAGUCGCAGGAAGCUGAUCUCCCCCUCUGGUCUCUAUGAUGAAUAUGGAGAAGUUGUUGUUGAUGAUGACGGCAGCUACUACUACAGCCCACAGGAGUCUGAAGGAGAGGUGAGGAGACAGUUUCAAGGAGGUAGAUUAGCGCCACCCCCUGCCUACCUCCAGCAACGUCCUCCACCUUCUCACGAGCCCUCAAGGAAGACCCCAGGAGCCCCAAGAACUGUGGGCGACAAAAAACAAGCGUCAGAGGGUGGUUCAACAACGAAGCCUAAGAGCUCGAGUGCGGCCGCCAGGUUGAAGGCCGUGAUGAGCGUGAGCGCUCUGCUGUCCUCUGGGAGUAAAACAUCUGGACAACCUCCUGCCAUCCACCCGCCCUGGAACAAAGCCAGGGUCAGGCCCGUGGAAGUGGGGGAAGGAAGUAGAGACAGAUUGGAGGAAAGAGAGAGUGACAGAGCAGGAAGAGGAUUAGAGAGAUGGGAAGCAGGGAAAAGAGAAAACAAAGGGGGAGGAAGAGAUGAAGCGGCAGAGAGAGGGAGGGAAAGAAAAAUGGAAACAUGGGGAAGAAGCAACAGAGGUGGUGUGACAAACAAUGGGAUGAGAAAUGAUGUUGAAAGAGGAGAAGGCGUCAGGCCAGGGCACAGGGGAGAGCUCCCUGGCUUGUCGUCCUCUGGCCACUUCGUCAGCCUGGACGGUGGCAUGGUCAUCGACGGGAGUUAUUUCCAGACGUCCGUUGAAGCCAGCAAACCCCCUCCGGUAAAACAAAAGCUGAGUGAGGCCCUCAGUCUUAUCUCUCUCGCCAGAAGGCUUCAGGGACCUGCCCGGGUGGGGGACGAACAGUGGAGGAAUGGAAAAAGCUGGGAUGGAGGAGAGGAGAAUGGCAGGAAGAUGUAUGGCUCCCUAGGAGAUAUGAGUGUUUCUGCCAUAGUGUCUGAGAGAGCCAUGGGGGAGGAGAGGAGGAGGAGGAGGGAGAGGGACUUACGAGAGGAGAAUAGCUCCUCUGAGGUGUGGUGGAAGAGAGAAAAAAGAUUUAAUGACAGCGAUUCAGAAACAGGCAGUGGCAGCAAGGAGUCUCCAUCAGAGUUCAGUCUCUCCAACACAAGUAGCCCCACCUCAUCCGUUACAGCCGAGCACCGCAAGACCGAAUCUGAUACAGAUUCAACGGGAAAAAAUGAGUCCGACUCGGGAACAGAAAGGGAAGGGGGAACUCCCGAGACAGAGUCAGAAAGUGGGAGCCUGAGAGGGUCAGAGUCUGAGUGGGAGUCAGGGUUAGAGAGUGAGGAGGAGAGGAAAGAGUUGAGCAGAAAACGCUCGAAAGGUAGUAUCAGUAACAGUUCUGCGAGCAGCAACAGUAAUAAUAGUAAAAGUAAAAGUGGCAGUGCCAACGCAAAGAGGGAAAGAACAAGCAGACAGAGGGAAAACGGCAAAGAGGAUCGAAACAGCAGCAGCGACUCAAAAAGUUUGAGAUAUUCAGGUUCUAGGCCCCAAACAUCUAGACACUCCCGUUCGUCACAUGAAACAAUAGAGGAAGAGAGCGAGGAAGACGAAGAAUCAGGAGAGGAGGAGAAGGAAGAGGCGAAAGGCGUUGGAUCACGGAAGUCUUCGUCGAGCGGGCGGGCCGCCAACCACAUCCAAUCAGACAUCAGCUCAGGCGUGAUCGACGACUCAGACGACUUGUCACCCAUCAUCGAGGACACCGAGGAGGAGGAGGAGGAGAGAAGCAGGGGCCAUGGCGGGGAGGAAGACAAGGAUGAAGAAGAGGGGGAUUUGGAAAAUGAGUCGGCUGAUUGA